Molecule: messenger RNA, 1129 nt
Organism: Drosophila rhopaloa
Lineage: Eukaryota; Metazoa; Arthropoda; Insecta; Diptera; Drosophilidae
Gene: GIIIspla2
Product: acidic phospholipase A2 PA4
Exons: 2
Coding region: 104-706 (200 amino acids)
Biological process (GO): arachidonate secretion; phospholipid metabolic process
Molecular function (GO): A2-type glycerophospholipase activity
Source: RefSeq, a predicted model, not a curated record
GAUUUGGCGGCGGUGGGCGAGCAUAUAAAAAGGCAGUGUUUUCAGAUUGGCGAGCAAUCAGUUACGGAAACCGGGCGCUGAAGUUAAAUUAAAAGCAGACACGAUGUGGAUCCCGAACCAAAGCACUAUCUCUAUCUACGUUCUGAUGCCUCUGCUGGCUUUGGCAACCUGGCAGCUGUGCGUUCUUCCCGGGACGGAUGCCAAGCACUUGGCCGCCAGAUCGCACGACCCCGAAACGGAAUCCCAUAGUAGUGGCGUCGUCGCUGCUGCAGUGCGUCGGAAGCGACAGCUCUCCGAUUGGCUGAUUGCGCCCAACACGCGGUGGUGCGGACGCGGCAACCUGGCCAAUGGAACCUACAACGACCUGGGCGGCGCCUCCAAGGCGGACAAGUGCUGCCGAAAGCACGACCACUGCAAGAUGUACAUCGACGGGAUGUCCAAUCGCUACGAUCUCUUCAACUACCGGCCGUACACCCUGUCGCACUGCAAUUGCGACCUAAGGUUCCGCACCUGCCUGAAGAUGGCCGGCGACGAGGACGCCAACGCCAUUGGCAAGCUGUUCUUCAACGUCGUCCAGACGCAGUGCUUCGGUCUGAAGGUGGAGACAGUGUGCGUCCAGCGUGGCGGCUCUGGCAGGGAAUCCGAUCCUUGUCUGAAGGAGGAGGUGCGUCACAAGGCCUUCCUGCGCUACAACAAGCGGUUCUAGGAGUUCUAGUUAGCACACAUUCAACGGCAGGAAUUGGAGUAUCCCAAAGUCGCCUGCCCGUAUAUGAAGCGAACAAACCGCGCCAGAGUGCCGCAAUUAAGUUUGAAACUUAAUGGGAAGGCAUGGCGAAACACCAUCAUCAUCCGUACUUAGAGGAGGAGAGAUAGCCAGAGACACCGGUCUAUGUAUUAAGCCAUAUACCCACAUGUGUAUAGGACUUUCAAGUGCUAAUAUAGCGUAGUCAUCGGUACGAAAUACACCUAGUUGUAGUCAAUCAAUCUAGUUUAGGCCGACGGAUCAAAUGUAGGCUGCCAGAAAACAAAGUUUUUAACUAGCUGUAGACCCCGUAAAUACUCCAUAAUCACUGUACGUAAUUAGUUGUAGACGUAGUAAGUUAAUAAAAGGAAUUUCCAAAGAAUAAAA